Messenger RNA from Plasmodium gallinaceum, 1185 nucleotides. Its product is annotated as peptide release factor, putative. Lineage: Eukaryota; Apicomplexa; Aconoidasida; Haemosporida; Plasmodiidae. Gene Ontology annotation, molecular function: translation release factor activity. The record is from RefSeq and is a predicted model, not a curated record. Gene Ontology annotation, biological process: translational termination. The transcript has 2 exons. The coding region runs from base 1 to 1185 and encodes 394 amino acids.
AUGGGGAGGCAUAUAAAGAUAUUAAACAAACUAUUUUUUAUAAGAAGAUAUAACUUUUGCUCUACUAACUUAACUUAUUUAAAAAAUAAACAAAAAGAACUACUCAUAGAAUUAGCUGAUAAAAGUAUAUCUGAUGUUUGUGAAAAUAAAGAAACUUUAAAAAUAAAGAAAAUUCAAAAAACAUCGAAAAUUUUUAAAUCAUUAUAUGAAGAAUUAAAUAUAUAUAAGCAACUGUUAAUGGAAAGCAUAAAUGACAAGGAAGAAUUUCAAAAAAAAAUAAUGAAUGAUGAUGAUAUAAAACAAUUAAAUAAUAAUAUUCAAAAUAUACAAGACACUGUUAUUGAAGAUAUUAUUGAUUUUUAUAAAAAUUUUGUUAAUGAUGAUCAUCAUUUAGAUACCAAUGAAAUUAAAAUGGAGAUAACUGCAGGGGUUGGAGGACUAGAAUCGAAAUUAUUUUGUAAAGAAUUAUUCAAUAUGUAUGAAAAUUUUUGUAAAAUUAGAAAUUAUGAAUAUGAAUUAAAAAAUAAAAUAAGUGAUGAUAUUAAAGGAAAUAAAAGUAUUGUAGCAUAUAUAAAAGGUAAGAAUGUAUAUGAAGAUUUUGUACAAGAAAUAGGAAUUCAUAGAGUUCAACGAAUUCCAAUAAAUAGUAAAAAAAUUCAAACAUCUACAUCAAUUGUAUUAAUAUUUGAUGAAAAAAGUAAAAUGGAUAAAAUAAAAAAGAAAAUAAAUUUUUCUAAAAAAGAUUUAGUUAUUGAAACAAAAAGAUCAGGAGGAGCUGGAGGACAAAGUGUUAAUAAAAAUGAAACAUGUGUUAAGGUUAUACAUAAACCAACUAAUAUUUUUGUUGAAGUUCAAAAAACUAGUAGUCAAAUUCAAAAUAAAAGUAUUGCUAUUGAAUUAUUAAAAAAUAAAUUAUAUAAUUUUUAUUAUGAACAAGAGAGAAUUAAUUUUUUAAAAGAUAAAAAAAAUCAGAAACAAAGUGGUGAUAGAAGUGAAAAAAUUAGAACAUAUAAUUUUUUACAUAACGUUGUUAUAGAUCAUGUUGCUAAUGUAGAAUUUUCUGAUAUUGAAAAGUUUUUUAAAGGUGAUCAUUUAAUUCAUUUAAUUAAUAAAAAAAAACAAAUAUUUUAUCAAAAUAUUAUUGAAGAAACAUUAAAAUAUAUUUUUUCUUCUAUUGAUAACUAA